AAGAAGAAGAAGAAGAAGAAGAAGAAGAAGAAGAAGAAGAAGAAGUCUAUCCAGAGCUUCAUCCCACAAUGUUUGUGCUGUUGUCCUAGGUUUGGGAUUCCCGACAUUAGCUGCAUAGUUUAAAAUAUAAUGACGUGAUUAAAACUCAUGGAAAAGGAGAACUCUCCCCUCGCUGUGGCUACCAGCCCUGGCCGAAGUUUGGUUUUCUUUGACUUGGAGACAACAGGACUUGGUCAGAGCUGUGAAAUCGUCCAGCUGGCUGCAGUAAGUGGGGGUCACUCCCUGAACCUCUACAGUGUCCCUCGAUGUCGGAUGCAGCGUGGCGCCGCCAAGGUCACCGGCUUCAGGGUCUGGAGGCACAGGCUGUACCACCAUCGCUGCCCCGUCCGGACCAACUCCCUCGAAGAAGUACUAGUCUCCUUCAUAGCCUUCCUGCGCAUGCUGGACCGCCCGAUGGUCGUCGGUCACAAUAUCCGUCGCUUCGACUGCCCUGUGCUAGCUAGAGCGCUUGACGAGUUUGACCUCAAAGCAGAGUUCCAGUUAGCGGUUUCUGGUUGCUUGGACACACUCCCGUUGGCGCGAGAGCUUCUGAAGGGACAUGGUCUCCAGAGUUUUCGGCAGGAAAACCUUGUUCGGAUAGUGGUUGGCAUUUCCUACGAGGCGCAUGAUGCCUUGGAGGAUGUGCGGGCACUGCAGAGGCUCUACGAUGCCCUCGGACCCACGCCAGAGCAGGUCGUCAGGCAUAGCUUCACCAUGGCAGAGCCAGCACCCAAGCAGCCUCCUGCAGCCAAGGUCAAGGCCAAGGGGUCCUGUAAGGCACCGGGACAGCACCCCCUGUGGAAGAGCUUCAGACAGGCAGUGAAGGUCACAGAGGGGCCCGAAGGGGGCACCACAGGCCAGGGUAAUGCAACUCUUAUAACGGGUAAUGGUUGUUAAGUGAAAAUAAAUGGACAUUUUCACAUGUUGUGGAGUUCUAAAUUACUGCAGCUCAUUUAAAUAAUGUAAGAUUCUGACAUUGUGAUGGAUUGUAAUGUGUUUGUGUGAUUAUUCAAAUUCAUUACGUUUUCAGAAAAUAAAGAUGUUAUUUUUUUGUAACA
This is a messenger RNA of Coregonus clupeaformis (lake whitefish), 1097 nucleotides long. RefSeq names its product three prime repair exonuclease 4 (gene plex9.2). Gene Ontology annotation, molecular function: nucleic acid binding; 3'-5'-DNA exonuclease activity. The coding region runs from base 148 to 936 and encodes 262 amino acids. Gene Ontology annotation, cellular component: cytoplasm. Gene Ontology annotation, biological process: DNA catabolic process. The record is from RefSeq and is a predicted model, not a curated record. The transcript is spliced from 3 exons. Lineage: Eukaryota; Metazoa; Chordata; Actinopteri; Salmoniformes; Salmonidae.